Lodderomyces margitis is the source of this 1116-nucleotide messenger RNA. It is a transcript of the gene GPD2, whose product is annotated as Gpd2p. The coding region runs from base 1 to 1116 and encodes 371 amino acids. Gene Ontology annotation, biological process: glycerol-3-phosphate catabolic process; carbohydrate metabolic process. NCBI's taxonomy places the organism in Eukaryota, Fungi, Ascomycota, Pichiomycetes, Serinales, Debaryomycetaceae. Gene Ontology annotation, molecular function: glycerol-3-phosphate dehydrogenase [NAD(P)+] activity; protein homodimerization activity; NAD binding. The transcript has a single exon. The record is from RefSeq and is a predicted model, not a curated record. Gene Ontology annotation, cellular component: cytosol; glycerol-3-phosphate dehydrogenase (FAD) complex; nucleus.
AUGACUGCAUCUUUACCAUAUACUAUCGAAAAACCAUUCAAAGUAGCAAUCAUCGGUUCUGGCAACUGGGGUACUGCUGUUGCCAAGUUGGUUGCUGAAAACACCGCUGAAAAGCCAGAAAUUUUCGAAAAGGAUGUACAAAUGUGGGUCUUCCAAGAAGACAUUGAUGGUAGAAAAUUGACUGAUAUAAUAAAUCAAGAUCAUGAAAAUGUCAAGUAUUUACCAGGAAUCCAAUUACCAUCCAAUUUGAUUGCUAACCCAGAUAUCGUUGAUACCGUCAAAGACGCUGAUUUAUUGGUAUUCAACAUUCCUCAUCAAUUCCUUGGUAGAGUCAACAAGCAAUUGAAAGGUCACGUCAAACCAAGUGCUAGAGCUAUUUCUUGUUUGAAAGGUUUAGAGGUUGACCCAGAAGGUUGCAAAUUGCUUUCAACUUCAGUCACCGACGACUUGGGUCUCUAUUGUGGUGUCUUGUCUGGUGCUAACAUUGCUACUGAAGUGGCUAAAGGAAACUGGUCAGAGACAUCAGUCGCUUACACCAGACCUAGCGAUUUCAAAGGUGAGGGUAAAGAUAUUGAUGAAUACGUAUUAAAGGAAGUAUUCCACAGACCAUACUUUCACGUUAGAGUUAUACAAGAUGUUGUUGGUGCUUCAAUUGCAGGUGCCUUGAAGAAUGUUGUUGCUUGUGCAGUUGGUUUUGUCAUUGGUGCUGGUUGGGGUGACAAUGCCAAGGCAGCAAUUAUGAGAAUUGGUAUUAGGGAAAUCAUUCACUUUGCUUCAUACUGGCAAAAAUUCGGUAUCAAAGGUUUGGCUCCACCAAAUCCAUCUACAUUUACUGAAGAAAGUGCCGGUGUUGCUGACUUGAUCACAACUUGUGCUGGAGGUAGAAAUGUCAAAGUGGCAAGAUAUAUGAUUGAGCACAAUGUUGAUGCUUGGGAGGCGGAAAAGAUUGUAUUGAAGGGACAGAGUUCUCAAGGUAUUCUCACCGCUAAAGAAGUUCAUGAAUUGUUGGAGCACUUUAAAUUGCAAGAUGAAUUUCCAUUGCUUGAAGCUACUUAUAAAAUUAUCUAUGAAGGUGGUAAAGUAGAUGAUUAUCCAGAGAUCUUGAACAAUGAUUAG